UAGCUUAACCUGUGAUCGUUUCACUUAUGCGGUUAUAGCUUAGCCACAAGCUCCUCAUGAUUGUCAAAUUAUGCAUAAACACUUUAUUAUUUAAAUAUAAAAUGCUGUACACUGGUCAAAGAUGAACAUUCUGAACAGUAGGCCGGUUGUAUAAUCUUAAUUCAAUUUAAAAAAAACAAUCACUUCAGAACAAUGGUCUGUUCGAGACUACAUUGUUCCUUUUUUGAGCUAACUCGCUGUGAUUGUUUUAAUGGUAAACAUUGUUUCAAGAUUACAAAUACAUAAUAUUAUGUUACAAAGGACCAAAGCAAUGUAACCAAUUUUGAGAGUAUUUUAAUUACAUAUUAUUAUUGAAUUUGAACUAGUAAUCAAUCUCACUGCUGUACUCAAAUCCCAUGAUUUCAAUUGACGUACUUAGCUUCAAACACGAAGACAAUUUAAUUUACAACUAAUCGGCUCGACCGAUUUUGAUAAAAUUUAAAUGAAGUGACACUUAAAAACAUAGGUUCAUUUUUAAUCUCUGAAUUAUUUUUCCUCUAUUAUGUAUGUGUUAUAACAUUUAAUAAAUCAAGAUAUAUAAAUAUGGAACAAACUAGAAUCAAUUGUUUGUACAAUAUGAAGACUUACAAGAUAUAAGCUUCAGCGGUAUCAAGUAUCAAAUGAUCCAUUUUCAAAUUUAGGUAAUCCUAUUACCGUUGUACACAAACUAGGUGUGCAGCGGACUAAAAAGGUUACUCAAAGCAGUUUCGUUGCAGUUUAUAGUUAUAUUCUACUGAUAGUAUAUUUAUCAAAACCUUUAAAUCAUAAACAGGUUUAGUUUAAUAGUUUGUGGCAUUAUUAGGGUUAUUUUAAGGCCUACUGAAAAGAUCAAAGAAGUUCUUUUAAUAUAUUUUUUUGUUAUUUUUAUCGUGUGAGUGUGUCACUCAGUGUAUAAAAGAAAAUAACAUCAAAAAAGUGUGGAUGGGUCAGCUAGGAUUUAAUAUCAUCUUGGCUGUGGAACCGUGAACGCGCAAUACACGGCGUACAGCGGCAUCUCUCUCCCACACCUGCAAUAAUAUUAUUUUAUGACGUGGUAGGCCCCCAGAACUUCUUAGUAAAAGGUAAUGUUUUAUUUAAUAUAAUUACUGUAUCAUUAUAGACAGUUACCAUAUACUAGAUGGCUAUGAUUAGAGUCUAGUACACGGAACAAAAAAUGUCUUGACAGCCCUGUUAGUAGCCACAAUGACAAUGUUUCUAUGUGACUCAUGGGACAAGGAAUAAUAGACUUACAUUUUCAUUUGAAAAAAAUAACAGAUCAAUACCAAAUAUACUGGCAGCCUUACGUGCCAGGAUCAGGCCAGUAACAUGGCGACCGGUACCUGGGAGGAGUUCUUCGCCCUGCACCUUCCUCCACCAGACUUCGAAGACAAUCGCUCUCUUCUCAAGGAGUUUUGUGAGAGACACGACCAAUACGGAAAUAAAAUCGUUCUUGUAACGUCUGGGGGCACGACAGUCCCCCUGGAGCACAACACGGUCCGCUUCGUGGACAACUUCAGCGCGGGUACGCGGGGCUCGUCAUCCGCGGAGUACUUCCUGGAGCAGGGCUACGCGGUCAUCUUCAUGCAUCGCCAGAAGUCGCUGGAGCCCUUCACCAGGCACUUCACUGGGCAGAAGCUGCUUGACAUGCUCGAGAUUCAAGAUCGAGGACCGAACACUUCUAUUUCAGUGAAGCCGGACAGUGUGGACGUGCUAGCGCCGAUCCUGCUCCGCUACAAGGCGGCGCACGCGGCCGGCGCCAUCUUGCACGUGUCCUUCACCACCGUGUCCGAGUACUUCUGGUUGUUGCGAGCUGCUUGCGAGUGUCUCGCCAACCUGGGCGCGAGAGCCAUGCUGUACCUCGCUGCGGCUGUCUCCGACUUCUAUAUACCUAAGGAUCGAGUGCCGACUCAUAAGAUGCAGUCAGCGGGCGGCGCACCCAUCAUCCAGCUGCACCUGGUGCCCAAGAUGCUGGCUCCACUGGUCAACCUGUGGGUGCCCGAAGCUUACGUGGUAUCUUUCAAGCUCGAGACUGACGAGAACCUCCUCAUUCCUAAGGCGAGAUUGGCCUUGGAGAAGUACAAGCACAAGAUGGUGGUAGCUAACCUGCUACAGACGCGCCAUCACCGAGUGAUCCUCGUCUCACCGGACAUCUCGCAGGAGAUCGUGCUCACUAGGGAAGAAGUGCACGCAGGCGUGGACAUCGAGUCGUCGAUCGUGUGCGAGAUCGUCCGGCUGCACGGCGUGCACAUGCGGCAGGCGGGCGAGGCCGUGUCCCCGCCGCGCUCGCCGCGCUGAUGCUCGCGCGCGCGCCGCCGCCUCUACCUCACCAAGGAGUAGGCGGCGCCGCUACACCUGCAGGUACUGCCCCCCACAGCCCUAGCUCAGCACCCUAGUAGCUGAGUACUGUCGCCGCCGCCUCUACCUCACCAAGGAGUAGGCGGCGCCGCUACACCUGCAGGUACUGCCCCCCACAGCCCUAGCUCAGCACCCUAGUAGCUGAGUACUGUCGCCGCCGCCUCUACCUCACCAAGGAGUAGGCGGCGCCGCUACACCUGCAGGUACUGCCCCCCACAGCCCUAGCUCAGCACCCUAGUAGCUGAGUACUGUCGCCGCCGCCUCUACCUCACCAAGGAGUAGGCGGCGCCGCUACACCUGCAGGUACUGCCCCCCACAGCCCUAGCUCAGCACCCUAGUAGCUGAGUACUGUCGCCGCCGCCUCUACCUCACCAAGGAGUAGGCGGCGCCGCUACACCUGCAGGUACUGCCCCCCACAGCCCUAGCUCAGCACCCUAGUAGCUGAGUACUGUCGCCGCCGCCUCUACCUCACCAAGGAGUAGGCGGCGCCGCUACACCUGCAGGUACUGCCCCCCACAGCCCUAGCUCAGCACCCUAGUAGCUGAGUACUGUCGCCGCCGCCUCUACCUCACCAAGGAGUAGGCGGCGCCGCUACACCUGCAGGUACUGCCCCCCACAGCCCUAGCUCAGCACCCUAGUAGCUGAGUACUGUCGCCGCCGCCUCUACCUCACCAAGGAGUAGGCGGCGCCGCUACACCUGCAGGUACUGCCCCCCACAGCCCUAGCUCAGCACCCUAGUAGCUGAGUACUGUCGCCGCCGCCUCUACCUCACCAAGGAGUAGGCGGCGCCGCUACACCUGCAGGUACUGCCCCCCACAGCCCUAGCUCAGCACCCUAGUAGCUGAGUACUGUCGCCGCCGCCUCUACCUCACCAAGGAGUAGGCGGCGCCGCUACACCUGCAGGUACUGCCCCCCACAGCCCUAGCUCAGCACCCUAGUAGCUGAGUACUGUCGCCGCCGCCUCUACCUCACCAAGGAGUAGGCGGCGCCGCUACACCUGCAGGUACUGCCCCCCACAGCCCUAGCUCAGCACCCUAGUAGCUGAGUACUGUCGCCGCCGCCUCUACCUCACCAAGGAGUAGGCGGCGCCGCUACACCUGCAGGUACUGCCCCCCACAGCCCUAGCUCAGCACCCUAGUAGCUGAGUACUGUCGCCGCCGCCUCUACCUCACCAAGGAGUAGGCGGCGCCGCUACACCUGCAGGUACUGCCCCCCACAGCCCUAGCUCAGCACCCUAGUAGCUGAGUACUGUCGCCGCCGCCUCUACCUCACCAAGGAGUAGGCGGCGCCGCUACACCUGCAGGUACUGCCCCCCACAGCCCUAGCUCAGCACCCUAGUAGCUGAGUACUGUCGCCGCCGCCUCUACCUCACCAAGGAGUAGGCGGCGCCGCUACACCUGCAGGUACUGCCCCCCACAGCCCUAGCUCAGCACCCUAGUAGCUGAGUACUGUCGCCGCCGCCUCUACCUCACCAAGGAGUAGGCGGCGCCGCUACACCUGCAGGUACUGCCCCCCACAGCCCUAGCUCAGCACCCUAGUAGCUGAGUACUGUCGCCGCCGCCUCUACCUCACCAAGGAGUAGGCGGCGCCGCUACACCUGCAGGUACUGCCCCCCACAGCCCUAGCUCAGCACCCUAGUAGCUGAGUACUGUCGCCGCCGCCUCUACCUCACCAAGGAGUAGGCGGCGCCGCUACACCUGCAGGUACUGCCCCCCACAGCCCUAGCUCAGCACCCUAGUAGCUGAGUACUGUCGCCGCCGCCUCUACCUCACCAAGGAGUAGGCGGCGCCGCUACACCUGCAGGUACUGCCCCCCACAGCCCUAGCUCAGCACCCUAGUAGCUGAGUACUGUCGCCGCCGCCUCUACCUCACCAAGGAGUAGGCGGCGCCGCUACACCUGCAGGUACUGCCCCCCACAGCCCUAGCUCAGCACCCUAGUAGCUGAGUACUACCGUAGAUUGUAGUUCUAGUCUUUACAGCCCCCUGUAAAUAAACUAUGAGGUAACAAUAAACUCAUCAACUUUUUCCUUAAACUUACUAGACACAUCCUCAGGUCGUUGAUUGCAGUCCAGAACUCCACCGUCCCCGGCCCAAAUUAUACACAAUCGCAACUAAGACAUAAACUAAACAUUCAGUCUCAAGUUCCCUCAAGUUGUCAGACGGCAGCCGGGCCCUUGCUAGUUUCCGAAUGUCUGCCUUAAAAAAAGCUUACUGCUAGCCCCAAAGUCUUGCUAGUAUAUGGCCUGUCUAGGCGAUUCAUUUGUGCUAUCAAAUCUGGGGCUUAAAUGUAUAUUACGCUCAAAAAAAAAAUGCAUAACAUUUUUUGGAAAGAAUUAUGCAAUAGAUUUUCUUUUAAUUGUUACUCAGUUACGAU
Molecule: messenger RNA, 4747 nt
Organism: Trichoplusia ni (cabbage looper)
Lineage: Eukaryota; Metazoa; Arthropoda; Insecta; Lepidoptera; Noctuidae
Gene: Ppcs
Product: phosphopantothenate--cysteine ligase
Exons: 7
Coding region: 1345-2313 (322 amino acids)
Biological process (GO): coenzyme A biosynthetic process
Cellular component (GO): nucleus; cytoplasm
Molecular function (GO): phosphopantothenate--cysteine ligase activity
Source: RefSeq, a predicted model, not a curated record